AUGACGGACUGUUCAAAUCAUAUUUCGUCAAACAAAGCAGCUUUUGCUCCAUUUAGAGGCCAAGAUUUCGGCUCAAGACCACGUCUAAUCUCACUUGAAAGCAGCGACACAAAUGCUUAUAACAUUUGUGGGAGCUCAUCAUCAGAAAGCCCAGGGCUGCUUAAAGACAUUAAAACUGAGAAUUUUAUUAGAGGUAAUCGUCAAAGGACAUAUAGUUCUUACUCAAAUUUUAAUUAUUAA
Messenger RNA from Blepharisma stoltei, 240 nucleotides. Lineage: Eukaryota; Ciliophora; Heterotrichea; Heterotrichida; Blepharismidae. The record is from the annotation of a GenBank genome assembly.